AACGCUCUCACAUCUCCUCUUUCCUCUUUACCUUUUAGUUCUACUUUUGGCAACCACUCACUUGACGGUCUGUUCUCCUCCCUUACCAACUUCUAGCCCUCGUCAUCCUCUUGGAUUUGCUUCAGGAAAUGAUGAAGCUUGUUUUGAAAUUAGACUUGCAUGAUGAUAAAGCCAAGCAGAAGGCUUUGAAGGCAGUCUCCACUCUUCCAGGAAUCGACAUGAUUUCUGUGGACAUGAACGAGAGGAAGCUGACUGUGAUCGGAACAGUCGAUCCAAUUGACCUGGUGAGGAAACUUAGGAAGUUCUGGCACACUGAACUCCUCUCUGUUGGACCGGCCAAAGAGCCUGAGAAGAAGGAAGAACCAAAAAAGGAGGAAGCGAAGAAAGAAGAACCAAAGAAGGAGCCCAAGAAAGAAGAAAUUAGUGCUCAUGAGCAGAUGAUGAUGGAGUUUGUAAAUUCCUACAGUGUUUAUAAUCCUGAGAUGACCACUCACUACUACGUUCCAAGUGCAGAGGAGAACCCGAACUCCUGCGUUAUCUGCUAAGGGCUUCAUUUCCUGUUGGAUGAAUGAAUGUGUUGCGAGUCUUCAAAUUAUUAGCCUGAAGACUCUGUAAAUGCUCUGUUGAUUGUGAUUUAUGUAUGUAUAACGUUAAAUUAAUGUUUGAUUUAAAUCGUAAACAUAGUUUAUCCA
Dendrobium catenatum is the source of this 692-nucleotide messenger RNA. Its product is annotated as heavy metal-associated isoprenylated plant protein 39. Bases 129 to 545 code for a protein of 138 amino acids. Lineage: Eukaryota; Viridiplantae; Streptophyta; Magnoliopsida; Asparagales; Orchidaceae. The record is from RefSeq and is a predicted model, not a curated record. The transcript is spliced from 3 exons. Gene Ontology annotation, molecular function: metal ion binding.